Molecule: messenger RNA, 1524 nt
Organism: Uloborus diversus
Lineage: Eukaryota; Metazoa; Arthropoda; Arachnida; Araneae; Uloboridae
Product: dopamine D2-like receptor
Exons: 5
Coding region: 1-1524 (507 amino acids)
Biological process (GO): adenylate cyclase-activating adrenergic receptor signaling pathway
Cellular component (GO): membrane
Molecular function (GO): G protein-coupled receptor activity; dopamine neurotransmitter receptor activity, coupled via Gi/Go
Source: RefSeq, a predicted model, not a curated record
AUGGAUAACGAAACGUAUGAUGCGUACGAGACAUUGCUGAAUAAAUCCACAGUAGGCUGCAACUUCAGUAACAGCAGCGAAUGUUCCUGGAAAAGUACCAAUGAAUUUAUGUCAUGCAACGGCACGAACUGCUCAACGAACCUAACUUUUGAUCUGCUUCAGAAUGAUACGUUUCCAGAUGUAGCAGCAGCGAAGAUUUAUUGGGCCUUAGUGAUGAUUCCCUUACCUCUAGUUGCAGUAGUAGGAAAUAUUCUGGUGAUCCUCAGCGUUUAUAAGGAACGCAGUUUGCAGUCUGCCACCAAUUAUUUCAUAGUGAGCUUGGCGUUUGCUGACUUACUUGUAGCAGCUGUGGCCAUGCCGUUUGCAGUUUAUGUCUUGGUAAACGUUGACUGGGAACUUAGCGAGACCUUAUGUGACUUUUACAUUGCCUUGGAUGUUACGUGCAGUACAGCUUCUAUAUUUAAUUUAGUUGCAAUAAGCAUUGACAGGUAUAUCGCAGUUACGCAACCCAUCAAAUAUUCCAAGCACAAGAACAACAAGCGCGUCUUCCUCACCAUUGUCAUCGUCUGGUUAGUGUCUGCGGCGAUUGGUUCACCAAUCGUUCUAGGUCUAAACACUUCACCAGAGCGCAUUCCGAACCUCUGCGUCUUCUACAACUCAGACUUCAUCAUUUGUUCUUCAUUAAGUUCAUUCUACAUACCAUGUAUAGUCAUGAUAUACCUGUAUUAUAAAAUCUUCAGAGCCAUUCAUGAGAGAGCAAAGAAAGCCCUUGGUCAAAAAGCAGCAGCCAGAACAAAAAAUCAAACCGAAAAGAAUCUUGUAAUAGAGAAUAAGUCGAAGAAAGACCAUACAGAAAAUUCAAAUUCGAAAGAGGAUACAAAUCAGGUCACUACUUACGGUAACAGAUUGACUCCAUUGGUAGAAACAGACGAAGCCAGUCAAAUGUACGAUGAAGACGACGAAGAGUCUCCUCCAAUGGACAAAGACGAGUGCCAAGUUAUAAGUAACAUUACGGUAUCCAGUUUUGAGAACGUGGGACCCAACGCAUUUAGAGAAACAGAGUUUAAUAAUCCCCACGUACAAACUGAGAAGACCUCGCUGCCUUUGUUCAAAGUGAAUGGUUCUGCCGUGGCAGAUAAAGCGAGUUUUAAUAAUUCCGUAGCCGGGUGUGCCAUAAGUCAAUGUAAUACAAAGAGAAAUCUUUUGAAAAUCGUAAAGCCUCAAAAAACCAAGAAAAAGAAAAGGGAAAAAAACGCUGCCAGGAGGGAAAGAAAAGCUACAAAAACUUUAGCUAUUGUUUUAGGUGUCUUCCUCAUAUGUUGGGUACCAUUUUUCACGUGCAAUGUCUUGGAUGCCAUCUGCAUUAAGCUACAGAAUAACGAAUGCCGCCCAGGAGUCACCACAUUCCUCUUGACCACGUGGUUGGGUUACAUCAACAGCUGUGUGAACCCAGUCAUUUACACCAUUUUUAACAUGGAGUUCCGUAAGGCGUUUAAGAAACUCUUGCUUGGAUCGUGCAAUUGA